CGGGAAUAGAAGGAUCUAGAGACCCUUUGCGAGACAGGUACGUUAGCAAUAGAAGGACCUAGAGACCCUAACAAAACCCUAUAUAAAGAAGAACAUACACUCCAUCUCACUCAUACAGCAUAUCUCUAUCGUUCUUGCACCUUCAAAAUUUCCAAUUCAAAUUAAUUUAUUAAAGAGAUCGAAGCGUUUGCUCUGCGAUAUCGGAAAUGGCGGAUACGGAGACGUUUGCCUUCCAGGCUGAGAUCAACCAGCUUCUGAGUCUGAUCAUCAACACUUUCUAUAGCAACAAGGAGAUCUUUCUCCGUGAACUAAUCAGCAAUUCUUCUGAUGCUCUAGACAAGAUCAGAUUUGAAAGCUUGACUGACAAGAGUAAGCUAGAUGCUCAACCAGAGCUUUUCAUCCACAUCAUCCCUGACAAGACCAAUAACUCGUUGACGAUCAUUGAUAGUGGUAUUGGCAUGACAAAGGCUGACCUGGUUAACAACCUGGGGACAAUUGCAAGGUCCGGCACGAAAGAGUUUAUGGAAGCUCUAGCAGCUGGUGCUGAUGUUAGUAUGAUUGGACAGUUCGGUGUGGGAUUUUACUCUGCUUAUCUUGUUGCUGAGAAGGUCAUUGUUACCACAAAGCACAAUGAUGAUGAGCAGUAUAUCUGGGAAUCCCAAGCAGGCGGUUCAUUCACUGUCACCAGAGAUUCAGGGGAGCCCCUUGGCAGGGGUACCAAAAUUACCCUCUACCUAAAGGAGGACCAGCUUGAGUACCUGGAAGAGCGCCGACUGAAGGAUUUGAUCAAGAAGCACUCUGAGUUCAUAAGCUACCCUAUCUCCCUCUGGAUUGAGAAGACUGUUGAGAAGGAAAUAUCUGAUGAUGAGGAUGAAGAGGAGAAAAAAGACGAAGAAGGAAAGGUUGAAGAGGUUGAUGAGGAGAAGGAUGAAAAGAAAAAGAAGAAGAUCAAGGAGGUUUCGCAUGAAUGGUCUUUGGUGAACAAACAAAAACCCAUCUGGAUGAGGAAACCAGAGGAGAUCACAAAAGAAGAAUAUGCUGCAUUCUACAAGAGCCUCACCAACGACUGGGAGGAGCAUUUGGCUGUGAAGCACUUUUCAGUUGAGGGCCAGUUGGAGUUCAAGGCUGUCCUCUUUGUUCCGAAGAGGGCUCCUUUUGACCUCUUUGACACAAAGAAGAAGCCAAACAACAUCAAGCUCUAUGUCCGUCGUGUAUUCAUCAUGGACAAUUGUGAGGAGUUGAUCCCAGAAUACUUGAGUUUUGUCAAGGGAAUUGUCGACUCUGAGGACCUCCCUCUUAACAUUUCUCGUGAGACUCUGCAGCAAAACAAGAUCCUGAAGGUUAUUCGCAAGAACUUGGUGAAGAAGUGUGUGGAGCUCUUCUUUGAGAUAGCUGAAAACAAGGAAGACUACAACAAAUUCUAUGAGGCUUUCUCAAAGAACCUAAAGCUUGGCAUUCAUGAGGAUUCGCAGAACAGGACUAAGCUUGCAGAGCUACUUCGUUACCACUCCACAAAAAGUGGUGAUGAGUUGACCAGCCUGAAGGAUUAUGUGACCAGGAUGAAGGAAGGACAGAAUGACAUCUACUACAUCACAGGUGAGAGCAAGAAGGCUGUUGAGAACUCUCCAUUCCUUGAAAAGCUCAAGAAGAAAGGAUAUGAGGUCCUAUUCAUGGUUGAUGCGAUUGAUGAGUACUCUGUUGGUCAGUUGAAGGAGUUUGAAGGGAAGAAGCUUGUUUCUGCGACAAAAGAAGGUCUGAAGCUUGAAGAGAGUGAGGAUGAGAAGAAGAAGAGUGAAGAGCUGAAGGCCAAGUUUGAGGGUUUGUGCAAGGUGAUCAAGGAUAUUCUUGGGGACAAGGUUGAAAAGGUUGUUGUCUCUGACCGUGUGGUGGACUCUCCCUGCUGUUUGGUCACUGGAGAGUACGGGUGGACUGCAAACAUGGAGAGAAUCAUGAAGGCACAAGCUCUAAGAGAUGCCAGUAUGGCCGGGUACAUGUCAAGCAAGAAGACAAUGGAGAUCAACCCUGAAAACCCCAUCAUGGAAGAGCUGAGGAAAAGAGCUGAUGCUGACAAGAACGACAAGUCUGUGAAGGAUCUGGUACUGCUGCUGUUUGAGACUGCUUUGUUGACUUCCGGUUUCACUCUGGAUGAGCCCAACACCUUUGGGAACAGGAUUCACAGGAUGUUGAAGCUUGGAUUGAGCAUUGACGAUGAUGAUGCUGUGGCUGCUGACGAUGAGAUGCCUGCGUUGGAAGAUAAUGAUGCUGAUGCGGAGGGCAGCAAGAUGGAGGAAGUUGACUAAGUUCCUGUCCCGUUCUAGUUCUGUCAUUUUUAGUGUUUUCUUAUUGUCUCUCGAUAUGGGUUCCUUAUACAUAUUGUCAGACUGGUCUUUUUGCAACUUUGGCAUGUUACUGAAUUGAUGCUAUUUGUGGACACCUAAUUCAUCCUGUUUGUGGAUCUCGCUGCUAAUCGAUGCUUCUCAUUCUGUCUUUUGCUCCUUAAUGCGUCAAGCCUAAUUGGUGGGCGUCGUUCAUGAAAUUACAC
Messenger RNA from Cuscuta europaea, 2542 nucleotides. The record is from the annotation of a GenBank genome assembly. Lineage: Eukaryota; Viridiplantae; Streptophyta; Magnoliopsida; Solanales; Convolvulaceae.